GUGCCUGCCUGCCUGUCUAUCUGCUUCGCUUUAUCUCCCCGGCUGAGUGAGCUGCUUGGGAAACCACUUCCCUUUCUCACCCUGCCCCGGCUCCGCCAGCCUCGCGCAGACAUGCCGCUGCAGGGGGAGAUGCUGCCCGCCCUGUCCCGCUGCUGAAGAGAGGGGCGAGCUCUUCACCCUACCGGGGGCGCUUUGGGAAGGGAGGGGGGGGUGCCCUUUGGCGGAUAAUCCCACCCUCUCCCCCCUCCCGGGCCUGGGAGCGUCCGUCUGCCCCUCCCUCCCACUGACACCCCCCCGCGGGCUGGAGAGGCUCAUGCAGUCGCUAAGGGAGAGGCUAGUGGUAAAAGCUCGAGCUGGAUGGAUGGGUAUGGGGAGAGGGGCAGGAUCCACAGCCCUGGGAUUCUUCCACCUCCUCCCUGUCUUUCUCUGCAUCUUCCCUCCAGUGACCUCUCAGUGCAAGAUCCUGAAGUGUAACUCUGAGUUCUGGGCGGCCACGUCAGGCUCUCACCACCUUGGCACGGAGGAGGCACCGGAGUUCUGCACAGCUCUCCGUACCUACGCUCACUGCACCCGCCGCACAGCUCGCACCUGCAGGGGGGACCUGGCCUACCACUCUGCCGUUCAUGGCAUAGACGACCUCAUGGUCCAACACAACUGCUCCAAAGAUGGCCCCACCUCGCAGCCCCGCCUGCGCACACUGCCCCCCGGGGACAGCCAGGAGCGCUCCGACAGCCCGGAGAUCUGCCACUACGAGAAGAGCUUUCACAAGCACUCAGCCCCUCCAAACUACACCCACUGUGGGCUCUUUGGGGAUCCCCACCUCAGGACUUUCACAGACAGCUUCCAGACCUGCAAAGUGCAGGGGGCUUGGCCGCUCAUAGAUAAUAACUACCUGAACGUCCAGGUCACCAACACGCCAGUGCUACCUGGGUCCCUGGCAACGGCAACGACCAAGCUUACCAUCAUCUUCAAGAGCUUCCAGGAGUGUGUGGACCAGAAAGUGUACCAGGCGGAGAUGGACGAGCUUCCGGCCGCCUUCGCCGAUGGCUCCAAGAACGGCGGCGACAAGCAUGGUGCCAACAGUUUGAAGAUCACCGAGAAGGUGUCUGGCCAGCAUAUUGAGAUCCAAGCCAAGUACAUCGGCACCACCAUUGUGGUGAGGCAGGUGGGCCGCUACCUCACCUUUGCCGUGCGCAUGCCUGAGGAGGUAGUGAACGCCGUGGAGGACAGGGACAACCAGGGCCUUUACCUCUGCCUCCGGGGCUGCCCACUUAACCAACAGAUUGACUUCCAUACCUUCCGCUCUGGUCAGGCCACAGAAGGCCGGGCUCGCAGGAAGGGGUCCAGCCUCGUCCCCUUCCCUGAGUUCUUCACCUAUGAAACAGCCAUGGCCAAGUGCCGGGAGAAGCUCCCCGUGGAGGACCUGUACUUCCAAUCCUGCGUCUUUGACCUCCUGACCACAGGGGACGUCAACUUCACGCUGGCUGCUUAUUACGCCUUCGAAGAUGUGAAGAUGCUUCAUUCCAACAAGGACAAGCUGCACCUCUAUGAAAGGACACGGGAGCUGGGCCCAGGCAAUGCAGCCCCCUCGGGCCAUCCCUGGGCCCUUCCUGCCCUCUGGGUGGCGCUGGUGUGUCUGAGUCAGUGCUGGUCAGUGUUUCUAUAGAUGGGACCUCGGUGGGGGAGGAAGGGGUCCACAGAAGGGGACGAUGGUCUGUGCUGGAUGAGGAGAAGUUGAACAGCAGGUCUGGCUGGGAGCUAAAGAGUCAUCCCGGCAUCUCAGCCCCUUGAAUUAGGCCCUCUGGAAUGUCAUGGGCCUGCCCCAGAUAGCAGCCAUCGGUUUCUGCUGGACCAUACCUCAUGUAACUCUUCUCCUCUUCCCGUGGGUGAGGACGGUGGAAUGCCCUCCCCUCCCCCUAGUGCUCCCUCGUGGUACUGCAAACGGUUGUGGUGACUGUGAUGUUGGCAUUUGUGAAAGUGGCUUCGUGUUGGGGGAGUUGGCUGCCUGCUGCUGCCUGGGAGGAGGGGGCAGAGCCCCAGCUGGUCAGGGUGGCCCAUGCCUAGAGACCCUCGUGGGACACAAAGAGACAGGCUGGCCUCUGAUUUUCACACGUCACAAAUGACUAUAGUGCUCAGGUCCCUACUGCUGCCCAGGCAGGCCCUGCGUCUGUGUACAACCAGCUAAGUGGGGCUUUGCUCACUGCUGGGCCUUUGCAAAUGCGGGGGGCUAAACCCAGAUAGAGAAACUACAAUGGUGCCCCCCCCCCUUAGCUCUGGGCAGGCACCUUCCCCGAGAGAAGCUGCAGAGGUAGGCAGUUGGCUGAAUUGUUUUCUGUCCAUCACUAAAGGCCCUGUUGUUCCCAGCAUCCAGCUCCCUGCAGGGGUCUGAGGUGCACAGUUCAUCCUUCACUGAACAGCACUUUCCAGGGGCGGGUCAUUCACUGAUUGCAUCUGCUGGGCUUCAGAGGGUGUCUGGGAGCUAAUGGGGUCCAGGAAGUCCAGUCCCGGUACACAGACUCUCUGAGUCACUUCAUAGCCUCGAGGUUGAAUCCUUGUGGGCCUUCUCUGGCCCCUCCCCUCAGAGAGGCAAAGAGAGAAACCUGGCCAGGAUUUGAGCAGUUUCUGACAUUUGCCAGCAGCCUCCUCCCAGUAGUUGAAGGGCUCCUUGUGACGUGGCCCCUUGUUCCCAUUAGCUCUUAGGACACUCAGGCAGAGUGAGUGGGGAGGUGUCAGCGAUCUCCCAGAUUCGUACUGUGAAGUGACUGAUCAGACCUCCUCAAGCCCUGUACUGGCAGCUGGAGUGUCCCCCCUCUAGCCCUGUCCCUUUUCACCCUCUGGAGGGUGGCUGUGGGUCAGUAAAGCCAGGGCAAAGCUCUGACAACAGCAGAGCCCCUGAAGUGGGGGGAGUUUUGCUUGUUUGCUGCUAACCCCCACUUCUCCCCUAGUGAUCUCACUUCAGGCCAAUUGCACCUUAGCUCUUCCUGGCUUGAUUCUGAGGAGGGCUGUUUGAAAAUCCAGCUGGGGGCAGGCCCUAACGAAUCCCAGCAAAGCAAUUGAUAAUCUACUCUGCCAUCUGAGAGGCAGUGCCGCUUCCUCUUCUCCACGUUCUUCUGGGAUUUGCCUGGUGCUUUGCUCACAUAUCACAAGACCAUUUGCACUUUGGCUUGGAACUGAGAGACCUCUGGGGGAAUCCCCCAUUGUUCCCCCAGUUGGAGUUUCCCAGAGUUCUCCCCAGAGGCACAGGUAGAUCACUAGGACAAUCAGCAAUUAAGCAUGGUCUCUUGACUCCAUAGAGAAAUGGGAAUGUGACGCACCCUGCAGCACGUACAAACUAGUGCCACGUGGCAGCCGCCUGUAAAUACUCGAGCAACUAUUCUUUGUGUCCCGCCAGCUGUAGAACUCCGUUUGUAAAGCAGCAGAGAAAUGCAACAUGUGUCAUUGGGUGUAAUUUAUAUUGUCUCUCUAAUAUAUGGAGCCCUGGCGUUGAUCUCGUGUGACUGUACAGAUGAAGAGAUGUAAUUGGUUUUUAGGUGUUUAACGAAAAACAGAAGAGACGUAACAGAAAGAUGUGUUUACUACUUUGCUCCUUGCUUUGUCUGCUGGUGGCCCGUGUUUCUGUUUAGGGCGAUUUUAAAAUAGGGAUCUCACAAUGUAGGGAGCUGGGGAGACCAACCACGGGAUGGUAAAUCAAUCAAUUUGCUGGCCACAGAGCUCUUGGAGGGCAGCUCGAAAAGGAAAUAAUGGAGAUAUUCUAAAUGAUCUGUAUUUGCAUUAAAGUAGCCUAGAUGUCCGAGUGGAGAUCAGGACCCCAUUCUGCUAAGAGCUGCAUUGGCACCUGGUGAGAGACAGUUGUUGCCCCAAAGAAUUUACAAUCUAGACAAGGAAGAGAGGGGAAACUGAGGCACAGUUGGUGACAUUACUUUUCCAGGAUCACAGAGCCCAGGUCUCCUUUGUCCCAGUCCAAUUGACUAGAUUAUGUUGCCUCCUUUAAGGCUCCUUUAGUGGCUAUGAACAGCCCGUUUCCCAGGUGGGUUUGAUUCUGCCCAUAUAGUAUGACCAGAGGUUUGUUUCCGCCAAGUUUAAGAGCUCACCUUGCUGGGUGAGCACAAGUCUCAUGAACUUUCCAUUGCUAAUCCUGUGCAUACCUGUCCUUGGGGUAAUACAUUCCCUUAGCGUGUUUGGUAGCUAGCAGCUGGGAGGGAGUUCAUCAGGCUUCUAUGCAACUACCAAGGCCAGAGUCAUUCAGUCCCCUUAGCUCCUUCACUACAUGAAAAUCUAAACUUUAUUACCCCUAGAAACUGGAGAGGUGAAUAUUGAAAGUCAUUAUCAGCUUGGUGGGGCCCCACACCUGGGUAACCCACUAAUAAUCCCAGAUAUACCUAGGCUUGGGACGUGGAGCUGCUAUCAGGACAGGAGUACAUGGCUAGGCAGAGACUGGCAUUGCUGUUAGCCAAUCAGCAUAGUUCAUAAUAACCAUGCGCCAUCUGCUGUCAUAGUGCUACUUCCUGUCGUGGCAGCAUAAGAAAGCGUGCGAUGUUGUGGUCAGAGCUACCCUCUGGAGGAAGGAAGUCCUCUGUGAUCUUGAUUGUCUCUGCACAGCCCAGGCCUUCCCUAGUAGGUCAGUGCUCCAGUGGUGGUUGAAUGUAUUACGGUGGUUGGGUUAUCCCUCUUUUAGAAGCUAACAGUUAAGCACUUUAUUUUGGUUGUGUGUGACCCAGUUCAAGUUAAAGGUGAAGUGUGGCCAAGGAAGACCUGAUGUGGUUGGAAUAAAAAAAAAAAAAAAGAUUUUGGUUUUGGGGAGGGAGAGAAUCUCCUGACUGCUCUUUGUGUUUUGGACCCUGUAGGGUGUCACUGCAUGUACAUACUGUAAAUUAUUUAUUGAUGAAAAUGCAAGUAAAGGUUCUCUUCUCUUUUUUUUUUGA
Molecule: messenger RNA, 4922 nt
Organism: Pelodiscus sinensis (Chinese soft-shelled turtle)
Lineage: Eukaryota; Metazoa; Chordata; Testudines; Trionychidae
Gene: RGMA
Product: repulsive guidance molecule BMP co-receptor a
Biological process (GO): BMP signaling pathway
Cellular component (GO): plasma membrane
Molecular function (GO): coreceptor activity
Source: RefSeq, a predicted model, not a curated record